Messenger RNA from Nelumbo nucifera (sacred lotus), 2780 nucleotides. Its product is annotated as SH2 domain-containing protein A-like. Gene Ontology annotation, molecular function: DNA-binding transcription factor activity. The record is from RefSeq and is a predicted model, not a curated record. Lineage: Eukaryota; Viridiplantae; Streptophyta; Magnoliopsida; Proteales; Nelumbonaceae. Gene Ontology annotation, biological process: regulation of DNA-templated transcription; signal transduction.
AUGAGCAACCCCAACCCGUAUAAAAUGCGCGGAAAGACAGCGCCGAGUCACCGACCGUUAAGAAAAACGGCCGUCAAGGAAAGAAGAGGAAAGAGGGGAAGAGAAGUGGACUGAAGUCCGAGACAGGAAAGAAAAAAAGUAGAACUCAACUCGUAUGAUUCUCUCUCUGUUUCUCUCUGGAGCAGUUCUUCUAUCAGUACACCAUCUGGUUCUAUCAAGGUAGGUAGGUUAAAGUUAUCCCGAAGAGGCGCUGGUUGAGGUCUCUCCCGUGUUCAAUUACCACGACCAUGGCUACCAAAUCGUCAGCUGUAUGUGAUGAUGACUACUCGUUACUUAAGGAUCUUAAGAUGGAAAUCGACACAGAUGAAGGCACAUUCUCUCUCUGUUUUUGGAUUUACCUAUUAAAUGCCACCAACCCUCCGUCUACAAUCAUCCGACAGUCUGAUAUUGAAGGUGAUGCUCCCUUUCUUGUUUUGAAUGAGGAGAAGAAAAUGACACUAUUUCCGUUGUUGUCCCUACAUGAAGAAGCUCCUCAUCCUAGAAACUCCACUUCAUUGUUCAAAAUUCCCUGCAUAUCUUCGGAGGUUGAGUGCCCAUUGGAAAAAUGGGUUCAUGUUGGAUGUGAGGCAUCUAAAGAUCGUAUGUGUCUUCAUAUAAAUGGGGUGGUUGUGGGAGAUAAACCACUGGCGUCUUCCUUGAAGAAUGAUUCUAGCCCAGAUGAUUUGAAGAAGGUAACUUUGGCUGGUAAUGAUGGAGGUGAUGGGAGAUUUCAGGCUUAUGUCCAUCAUGCACGAGUCUUGCCUGUGACAGCCUCUGUUAAGGAUCACUCUAUGGAGAACCCACCAGUGGAAUUAUCCAUUGACAGUUCAUGUGCCUCAGAGAUUGAAGAAGGCAGUGAUGGUGUUUGGAGUGUUGUUGGUGGCAAGGCAUCCUGUCGGAGGAACUUCUCACUGGAUGUUGUUCUAUCAGAUGCCUUUGGCCAUCCUGUAAACAAGGAAAUGGAGGUUGUUGCUUCACUUUUAUAUGCUGACAAUGGGAUGCCUGUUGAGAAACCAAGAGAUGCAGAAGCUCCCCUUUUGACAAGCUAUGACGGAAUUGAAUAUGCUUCUUUCAAUAGACCAAGUAAACUAUUGCAUGGUCGUGCAUCCUUUAAGCUCAAGAUAUCACAGCUUUCAUCCAAAUGUGAUAGUAGGUUAUUCCGAAUUCGUUUCGAUUCACCUAAGACUGGGGACUUCCCAUUUCUUCAAGCAUACUCCUGUCCAAUACGCUGCAUAUCAAGGAAUCGUAAUACUCGAACAUCUUCAAUGCCAUUGAAGAAGUCAAUUUCUGUAGGCCAUCCGCUUGAUGGGCCUCAGUCAUCUGGAGUGGAUGAUGGAUCCAUAGAAACGCAACAAAAUAAUGGAGAAGGGCUCUUCUCAGUAUUUUCUAUGCGUGAACCAAAGUCCAGUCCACCCCCAAAACGCAUUAAAGUUGGAUCUGAAAAGUCAUCUGCAAGAAUCCAGGCUUGCCCCAUUUCAGAUUGUCCUGAUAUUGGCUACAAAGCUCAUUCAUUUUCUACUAACCAGGGUGACAAUGCCUUUGGGAUGACGCUUGAGGAGAAACAUGAAAAUCUUGAAGGAACAGAUGACACCCCCUCUGAUUCUGAAAGUGUUCAAGCAAGAAAUUCAGCUUUCAGGAGGGUUGUGAAUACCAGAAAUCAAAUUUCAGACAUGACCAUUUUCAAAUAUUGCUUAGGAGGAAUGAGUGAGCGAGCUCUACUUCUCAAGGAGGUUGCAUCCACUGCUACAGACCAAGAACUAGCAGACUUUGCACAGCAGGUUUCCCUAUACACAGGAUGUUCCCACCACCAGUACCAAAUAUCAAUAUCAAAGCGAUUGGUACAGGAGGGAACCAAUGCAUGGAAUUUGAUCUCACAAAACAAACAUCAAGUUCUUUGGGAGAAUGCAGUCUUUGAAAUUGAGGAGCAAUUCAUGAAAAUCUCUGGCUGCAGUUCUAGGGGUCUAAUGGAAGAGGACUUUGAAGUUCUGCGAAGAAUUUCUGGAUGCAGGGACUACAUGACCCAAGAGAACUUCGAUAAGAUGUGGAACUGGUUAUACCCAGUAGCCUUCUUAUUAUCAAGAGAUUGGAUGAACGAAAUGUGGGCUAGUACGUCACCCAGGUGGAUAGAAGGAUUGAUCACAAAGGAAGAAGCAGAGUCUUCACUCAGAAGUCCAAGACUCCAAGAGCCAGGGACCUUCAUACUAAGGUUUCCUACUUCACGGAGUUGGCCCCACCCAGAUGCUGGUAGCUUGGUUGUUACUUAUGUUGGUGCUGAUUACUCCAUUCAUCAUAGGCUGUUGUCCAUUGAUUAUAGGGAGAUGAGCAAAGGAACACUGCAGGACUUGAUACUGGACGAACCCCGACUCUCACGAUUGGGAAGGGUAACAAGGGAAGUUAGCAAGUUUGCUUGAGACGAAGUCUGAAUAUCAUUCCUCACUUGGCAAAGAUGAUUGAACAUUAUUUUAUGAAUUUGCUCUUAAUAUGGAUCUGGAAACUGUCCAGACUCCAGAGGACCCGGGGAAAGAGGAAGAUGGCUUUGCAUUUCAUUAUAUUUUUGGCUUCGUUCAGCCAUACUACGUAGAAGAUGAUAGGCUUCGUGCAGUGUGUUUAUUGUAAUCAUAUAGUCUUCUCUUUUGAUGAGAGUUUGUAAUUUUAAUUUUCUUUACAAGGCAAUCUUGCCCAACCUGGUUUUUUGUUGUAUCUCAAUAAUAAUACAUUUAGCUAUGCAUUAUUAUGGUGUA